Trichomonas vaginalis G3 is the source of this 714-nucleotide messenger RNA. RefSeq names its product transcription-initiator DNA-binding domain ibd family. The record is from RefSeq and is a predicted model, not a curated record. Bases 1 to 714 code for a protein of 237 amino acids. Lineage: Eukaryota; Parabasalia; Trichomonadida; Trichomonadidae. The transcript has a single exon.
AUGAGCGAAAUAUCUGCUCAGCCAAAAUAUAUAGAGAUGCUGUCAGAAGCUGAUAGAAAGGAGUACAACAAUCUAAGAUCGAUGUUAUCAUCAAAUGUAGUCAGGAAUCGGCGAGGAAAGCGUGUUGAAACGUUUGCUGAGAUUUUAACAGCAAUAAAGAACUUUUGUAUCAAAGGAGAUGGCGAUGAUUGGAAACGAUGCCUUGUAUGCGGUGUUUGCUGGCUUCCUGCAGGAAUUGCAAUAAAUAAUAGACAAUUCCAGAUUUUAAUCGAUAAAUGCAAGUCAUCCAUAAAUGGAUCACUCCAAAGAAUGGGAUAUGGAACCAUCCAAUCUCGCCAAGAAUCAAUAAAAUUAUUAAGUGAGUCAAUACCUCUUUUAGCACAGAAUUAUCCAGAAGCCCGUGAAUGGAGUGUUCGCCAAUAUAUUGCAGCUACUCCGCAACCAUCUAAUCCAUCAACUCAAUUUAAACUUAUUCCACAAUUUAAUUCUCCAGCACCUCAAAUACCAAAUGCAAAUAACGUUAUGCAUAUGCCUACACAACAAUUCUACGAGCAAUUACCUCCUCAACCACAACAAGAACCACCAGAAGAUCCUUAUGAUCCAAAUAAUGACUUUGGUAAUUUCAGUAUGGAUCCAAAUUAUAAUCCAUUCGAUGAAUAUGAUCCAUACUCUCUUGAACAAACCUUCCCUAUCUCUUCAAAAGCUCAAGAAUGA